AUGCAAUAUAAAUUGGCUGAAGCUCAGUCACAAAUUAUGAAAGAGAAUGAAGAGGUAUCAUCACCAAUAGCUCUACAGAGUUUUAACUCAUCAUACAUUCGAAGAAACAAUAGGAGAGAAAAAAGAUUAGCAGCUGAAUUGGGAGAAAGUUUAUUGGACAGUUCAGAUGUUUCGAGCGAUGUGACCUCUUUUGCUCUCGAUAGUAAUAUUGGAUUGAAAAAGAUGCCACUCUACACGACGGUAGCCAACAGUGAUAAGUAUUCUAAAUUGUUCAAGAAUCAGUUUUACUUCUCUGAGAGAUUUCUUGUUAUAUUAUUGAGUGUAGUGCUAUUGACUUGGGCAACUUUGAUUUUUAUCAUACAUAUGGUACUGUUAUUUUCUGCUGAUAUUAUCAACCCAACAUGUCAGAAACGUUGUAAUGAGCAAGAGGGUAUUGCUGUCAGAGUUUAUGUCUGUAUUACCAUUAUUUUGAUUAUUCCAUUUGGAUAUCUUUUAAUGAAAAUGAGAAAGAUUAAUGAUGCCUUCUCCAUUAGAAAGGAAAUGACAAUCAUGCUGUUUUUCAGUAUUUUCGUUGUGGCCAUACCAAUGAUUGUUUUAAUUGCAGUACCGAAUCAAUUUUGGCCUCAACAACCAACCAUUGGUUAUUUCCUCGGUAUUGAAUUGUUAGGAAGUUUUUUCAUUUCCAUUAUUCUCCCACUCUCUUCGACAUGGACUCGUAAUAUGGACAUGUCUAAAUUCAACAUCUUUAGGAAACGAAACCCAAUUCCAACAACCAAAACUGAGCAGCCAAUUAUACCACUUUAUGAAACCUUUGAGUUUUUCUUAACUGAUGUGAAUGCUAGAGAGGUUUUCAAACAAUUUUUAGUGAGAGAAUUUCACGUUGAGAGCUUGAUGUUUUGCAUGGAAGUGGAACAUUACAAGGGAUUGGAUAUUGAUGAUGACCAUUCACUGAAAGAAGUUUCGAAAAAUCUCUUUGACACUUAUAUUCAAAUUGGAUCAGCAUUCGAGGUCAAUAUUCCAGGUGCUCUACGUGAUGAAAUUUCUAAAAACCUUGCCAAACCAAAUAUGAGAACCUUUGAUAAGGCUAAGGAGGAAGUUAUCAGAAAUAUGCAAAAGGGAAGUUUUGUCAGAUUUAAAAAGAGUAGCUUGUAUGAAAAUUUUAUUAACAAACGUUUUGGAAAAUAA
This is a messenger RNA of Naegleria gruberi, 1185 nucleotides long. RefSeq lists its product as uncharacterized. The transcript has a single exon. The record is from RefSeq and is a predicted model, not a curated record. NCBI's taxonomy places the organism in Eukaryota, Heterolobosea, Eutetramitea, Acrasida, Naegleriidae. The coding region runs from base 1 to 1185 and encodes 394 amino acids.